Messenger RNA from Zymoseptoria tritici IPO323, 499 nucleotides. RefSeq lists its product as uncharacterized. The transcript has a single exon. Bases 38 to 238 code for a protein of 66 amino acids. The record is from RefSeq and is a predicted model, not a curated record. Lineage: Eukaryota; Fungi; Ascomycota; Dothideomycetes; Mycosphaerellales; Mycosphaerellaceae.
GUGUGAUCAGGCCGCAUAGUCUUGUUCUCUGGGGAAGAUGGCUCGUCUUUCAAUCCGCGGGCACGCUUUCGAACCUGCGUGCCUUGUGUACCGCUUCUGCCAGGUGUUGAGGAAGCGUUGCUAUCGCGGAUAUUUGAGGGAGAUGAUUGCCUUCUUCGCUUGCGUGGGCGAUCGGAGGGAUCGAUGUCGGAUGGAGGAAGAUCGUGAUUGUCGUUGUUGGAUCGAGAUAUGUCGUUGAGUAGUGGAUAAGAAUGAUUCGUUGAUGGUGCAGUAGAUUCAAGUGCUCGAGAAGAAUCCUGUUCAGGACGGACAGUGGAGGUUUCGAUUGGGCCGGCGGGAGUGAGUGGGGAGGAGUGGUCUGGAGGCUCGUUAUCCAGCGCGGAGACUAGAAGCACGCCUGGUGCUUAUUGAUGGAGGAUGGUCCGGUUGUUCUGCUGGCCUCAUCCGGCCGCAGACAUAGGACUCAAGGAGUCGAGUGAUCUGUGAAAGGGUGUGCAAG